Messenger RNA from Naegleria fowleri, 1011 nucleotides. RefSeq lists its product as uncharacterized. The transcript has a single exon. The coding region runs from base 1 to 1011 and encodes 336 amino acids. The record is from RefSeq and is a predicted model, not a curated record. NCBI's taxonomy places the organism in Eukaryota, Heterolobosea, Eutetramitea, Acrasida, Naegleriidae.
AUGACGAUCCAAUCUCGGCAUCGAGAAAUGCUCUCCGAUUUUUCGGAUGCUAUUGAUCUCGUGUUCGAAAGCCGGAAAAAAGGUUCUUCUCUCGAGUUGGAAAUUAUAGAAACACAGUUAACCGGAAAAGAGAUCCAAAAUUUCUUGAAAUUAAAACGAUCCAAGAAAUCAGGAAAAAACGAAACGAAAUAUAAAUUAAUUUUGCAAGUAGAUCGUAGUAUGAUGGAAAAGUAUUCCAUUUCAGUGAUUCAAUACAGCAAAGAGAAAAAACAAGUUUUGGUACAAUUGCUUGUAUAUAAGAAUAAUAAGGGAGAGGCAACACAAAAUAUGUUCUUUAUUGGAAGAGGAAGCCUUACAAGUCCUCUCCUAUUUAUGAUUGAUUUACCUCAAAAGCUGCAUGGUUUACCUCUUUCUAAAAUUACGGAGAAAAUAUUUUGUCCAUUUUCAGAGAAAACAUGUUCAUUGAUGGAAAGUAGAAACUUGGACUUUAUCAUGUUGAAUCCAGAAACCUAUUUGAUUGAGGAACCGUCAUUGCAGUUGAAGAAUGUGUGUGAAGAAGCUAUUUCCAAAUUGAAAGAUAAAUCAGCAAAUGCUCCUGAGGUUGUAUACCAUCAGAAGGAAAUCUUCUUAAAGAAAGAUUUUGGGUUUGGUUUGGGGCAAUUUUAUGAAAAAGGUGUUUCUCCUAACGAUGAUAAUAACAUGAACAACGACUACACCUUUCCAGAUGGAUGUUCAUUCUUGAAUGGAAAGUAUAAAAUUCCAGACAGAUAUCGCUAUUUGCGACUCAUGUUUGAGGAAUGUGUGGAAUUAAAUCUGCCCUAUGUACGACAAGUACACAGCAAAGCAGGACAUUUUAAAUCCUAUAUUUACGUGCGAGGAGAUGUCAGAGAAAUCGAGGAUAGCAAGACGGGCCAAACAGCUGCAUCGAUUGGUGUUAAACGCUUAACUACUUGGAAACGAUUAUUCAUAUUAAGGGAACAAAGAGGCUGGAUUGAUUGUUUUAAAUUUUAA